Zychaea mexicana is the source of this 1251-nucleotide messenger RNA. RefSeq lists its product as uncharacterized. Gene Ontology annotation, cellular component: pre-snoRNP complex; nucleus. The transcript is spliced from 4 exons. Lineage: Eukaryota; Fungi; Mucoromycota; Mucoromycetes; Mucorales; Lichtheimiaceae. The record is from RefSeq and is a predicted model, not a curated record. Bases 90 to 1172 code for a protein of 360 amino acids. Gene Ontology annotation, biological process: snoRNA localization; box C/D snoRNP assembly; maturation of LSU-rRNA from tricistronic rRNA transcript (SSU-rRNA, 5.8S rRNA, LSU-rRNA).
UUAGGAGAACGGAGUCCAGCUUUUGUUGUCAACACCGUUCGCAUAAACUUUUUCUUUCUGACUUUUCAUAGCCUUUCUUUACGAUCCAAAUGUCAGAUCAGGUUCAACUCUGUCAAAUAUGCGGAAUUAAUUCACAUAAAUACACAUGCCCAAGGUGUGCCAUGCAAACUUGCUCUGUCGAUUGUGUCAAACGUCACAAAAACGAGAAGGAAUGCUCAGGUGAACGAGACAAGACGCACUUUGUGACUCGAGACCAGUAUAACUAUUCCCAUUUAAUGAGUGAUUAUACGUAUCUUGAAGAUAUAUCUCGACAGUCCGAUACCUUAACACGAGAACGACUCAAAGCACCACCGUCGAUGGAUUUCCGUUCCAAAAUGUUAUUGAAAAAAGCACGAGAAAUGGGUAUACAAUAUGACGUACUGCCUGCCAUAAUGUCACGGCACAAAAUGAACAAGACGAACUACAGCAACAACAAACACCAACUUUAUUGGACAAUUGAAUGCUGCUUUAGCCGGAAGAAUGUAGCGCAAAAAAUACUUGAACACUCUAUACCACAUGCAAAAAGUCUACGUGGCGUGUUUGAAAACAUGUUAUUUGCGGAAAACCCACAAGGAAAGGGCGAGUACAAAACCAUACGAUACCAGUUGCGCGAGUUCAAAGAUGCAGGCAUCGAUCAGCUUGUGGUUGGGCUUAAGAAAGAAGCAGCUCAUAAGAAUACAUUUGUGGAUUUGACGCCACAUCUCGACAAGUCAAUACGGGAAUUACUUCGGGGCGAGCGGGUGAUCGAGUUCCCAACAAUAUACAUAUGGAUACGCGACGAAUUGGAUGAAGGAGUUACGCUGGAAGAAAAGAUUUUCGUUGAAUAUCGACCUAAUCAUCGAUCAAAACGACCGCAAAAGGGAAAGAAAGACGACAACAAUCCUAAUGGAGAACAGCAAUCCGAACCUGAUCCGAACGAGCAACAAGUUUCUACUGCAGAUGCUGAUGAGGAGUCAGGCAUCAAUGCAACGGAAUUAUCAGAAGCAAGUAAUGAAAAUUCAAAGACGGAGGACCGCAACAAGGCGGAUGCUGAUGCUGAUAUGAAGGAUCAGGAGAAUGAGGAUGCAGAAGUAAAAGAACCCACUAUCAAGCAGCAAACCUCUGAGAUUCCGCAGGAGUGUGGCAGUAAAUAGUUAUCAUUGUUAUUUGUAUAUGUAUACUUUAGAACUAUUAUGAGAGAAUACGGGCUUUAAUCCAUUCAGCAUAGUAUUC